This is a messenger RNA of Coregonus sp. 'balchen', 8606 nucleotides long. The record is from the annotation of a GenBank genome assembly. Lineage: Eukaryota; Metazoa; Chordata; Actinopteri; Salmoniformes; Salmonidae.
AUGUUUUGCUGCGCGUUUCUGGUUUUGUUCCUGGCUCUUGGAAAUGGUAUGUUUACACAAAAUAGUGCUUUGUAUCACCGUUGGCUAACGUAGUGAUCCACAAAAGAGGAAACUUUAGGUGCUCUGUCACUUCAGGCCUAUCCUAAACCAGAUAAUGUUAGCUUGUUAGCUAUUUCUUUGCUACGCCAGUAACGUUCGCUAGCUAACAAACGUGAACUAUAUAUUAGUUAAACGUUGGCUCCAAAAAUAAAUUGAUAUGGAGGCUAUCAAGGCCUCCAUAAUCUCAGACUUGAAGUUUAAGGCACUGUUGAUCUGUCAUGCUUAGUUAGUUAGCUAGGUAACACGCCUGUGUUAGUUAGCUGUUGCUUUGCAUUUGAUCUGUUUUGUCUUGACAGCUCAUGUUGCAGAUAGGACUUCUUCCUGGGUGGACAGGGAACAUAACGAGUUUUUCGCUGUCUCUAGCUAUAACCCCAAAUUAUGUUUUGACAUUUUAUUUGGCUUUAUAGCGUCGUUAUUGUGUCUACCAAACCUCAACUUGUCAACAAUCCACCAGUUUCAUUCACCCUAUUCAUUUGGAACAGAAUAUGACUCGUCUUGGCUCAGAACACCUAAUGUUAGCUAGCUAGUUACUAAUCUACUAACGGUAGUCACACUUUGUUACAUGACAUUUGCGUAGCUAUCAAUAUGCAACCAGCUACUGUUGCAAAUCCAGUUCAAUCCAAAAUCUAAGCUAAAAUGAAAUUAAGGAUUCUCACCUCAGUUGUAUCUUAUUUAGCUAGCUACCUAGCAAGCUAGUUGAUCAGGAAGUUGUCUCAUGACCUAGCUACAGAUUGUACGCCAGAUAAUGUGAUAUAACCAAAGAUUGUUGGUGUCCAGUACAGGAAAGCCCCAUACAGACUAACCUGCUUUCCUGUAAAGCCAAGUAAUGAGUAAUGGACACCAAAAAUCGUUGGUUAUAUUUAUAACAUUAGCUCGCGUACAAUCUGUAGCAACUCAUGACCAAGCAUAUCUUGAUUGCACUUUGCCAAUCGUGUUUAAUUGUAAAACGGCUGCUGUGAAAUGUUAAACCGUGGAUCAUCAACUAAAUUCAGCCGCGGGCCAAUUUUUUCUUGAGCGGAUCGUUGGGGGGCAGGAACAUAAUACAACAAUAAAUACGUUUAGACUACUAAUUGACCGGAAGAAGGCUAAACAGAUAAUAUUUGACUAAAAUAUAAUCAUUUCAAACCUUGAUUACAUUUGGGGACAUUGCCCUGCGUAGGGUGCCGUCUUUCUGAUGGGAAGUUAAAACGGGUGUCCAGACUGGUCAUUCAAAAUCCCAUGGCACUUAUUGUAAGAGUAGGGGUGUUCACCCAACUAUCAUGGCUACAUUCCCAACCUGGCCACAUUCCAUCAUGGCCACCUAAUCAUCCCCCUCAUUCCUAAUUGGCAUAUCACUCCUGACCUCUCCACCUGAUAGUUGAUGUGUGGUGAGCGUUCUGGCACAAAAAUGGUCGCCAUGCAUCACUGAGGUGGGUGCUAUGCAUUGAGGAGGUGAGUUUCCCCCUACUAUGUAAAGCGCUUUGAGUACCCCAGGUGGUAGAAAAGUGCUAUAUAAAUCCAAUUAAUUAUUGUUAUUUGUAUAUUAUCAUGUCUCUCUAUUAUGCUUGGGAACAGAUUUCCUAAAUUAAAAUCACUUGGAGUGGAAUUCCUGGUGUUUUUACAGUCUUAAUUUUUUGCUCAGAAAUCUUGGGGGGCCAAAUAAAACCAGUUGGGGUACCCUUUCUUAAAAAAGUGAUUGCUGUAGCAGCUGCUGUCUAUAAACCAAUCCCCUUGUUAUGAUUGAUAGAAGGAAUGUACACAUUGAGCCCAUGGAUAUCUUGCCAGGACUCACUUUUGAUAUUCAAUACAGUCAGAAUCCUAGUUCUAGUUUUGUUUUCAGUAGUAAACAUCUGAUCGUUUUUUCCCCUCAUAUGCAUAAAAUGUUUAUUUCCAUUAGAAUGUUUUCAUUUGGCCUGAGAAAUGGCCCCAGAGUCCUAUGUUGCAAGCUAGGGCCUCUGAUAUCAGGUCACUCCGGGUCAUGCCUAACAGUGACCUACCAGUUAGUCCCAUAUGAGAGUAAUCAGCUGAUGAAUGGUUUAAUCAACAGUUAAAAAAAUAAAAAUACGGUUAGGAAAUCAUUAGCCUAUGGUGUGUUCCCCCACUGUCUGAGUUUUACAGUAAUUUGAUGCCAUUAGGCUACUUGUAUAAGGGAAGUAGAAAAUAAUCAAAACGCAUGUUAGACUAGCCUACCUAUGCUGAUAAGAUGUUUUUUGAUGAAUGUACCUUGAAUUGAUUGAAAAUGUGUUUGUUUACCAGUCUGCCUCAUACGUUAUUAUUAUAAAACCCAAGACUGUUUAUUUCUGUUGCAGAACUCCACCUGUCACAUGCAACUGAGGUGUCCGUCAACAACACAGAGAAUAAAUUAUGCCUCUACGCCAAUUUGAUGGUCAACUUCUCAGUCACCUAUGAAGUUGGUGUAAAUAAGGUGCGUAAUCUGUAUAUUUACUUGUAUUUAAAUGUUUUUAAUUUGCAGGCUAGUACUCCUAAGCCUAUAGAGAACUCUUAAAACAUUCCAGGUAUCGCACUGCUUUAUUAAAGUGUUGAGUCGAGCUUCUUACUGUGAGAAAGAAUGUUUUGAAUGCAAUCACAGAGCGGACAAUACUCACAUCCGGGAUUAGCAGAGAGGAAGAGAGGCCGAAUUUGGCGGAAAAUGUCUCCCUCCAGCAGGUGGCGAUCUUUCGUUGUUUCGCCCACCAAGCAAAGUUUUUUUAUGGAGGUCAAUAAGUAUAGGCCUUAUAAUUUUUUUUAAAAACGUUCUUAUUAUUAUUUUUUUCUCUUUAAAUCCCAUCUGUCGGAUGAUUUAUAGGCCUAGAUAUUUCCCAGGAUAUAAAAUAUUAUUUUGUUCCUUUUUUUUCCUCCUAAUCCAUCAUAAGAACGGACACACUGUUAUGUUAUGUCAACAGUACUAUUUUCUCAUGACGCAAGCAUCUGAAAUAGCCCUGUUCCUGGGAAAGUACUUGACAGGAAUGGAUUCCCCUCUUAUCACAAUAUCUUCAUGACUGUCCAAUAUUUUCGUCCCCUUUCAGAGCGAAACGGCUCUUUUUGUACUGCCUGAAAAUGUGACAACAGAAGGGAGCACCUGCAAUGACACAACAUCGACAUUGCAACUCGGUUUUGGAGACGGGCACAGCUGGGCCGUUAAAUUCACUAAGGACACCAAAACGUAUCAAGUAGAUGCCAUUGUCUUCACCUACAACCUCAACGACUCAAGCGUCUUCCCCAACUCUACGUCAAACGGUAACUAAUGACUACACAGCCUUGUCAUGAUACUGUUCAUUCAUGAUAUACCAAUUCGGUACUGUAGUUGAUAUGACACAUACUGAUAUUUGACUGAAUCUCUUUUGGGUUUAGAAACCAAGUCUGUGAUGGUAAAGCCAACAAUCACCAACGUGGGUGUGGAUACCUACUACUCCUGCAAGAGCAAAGUUCUCCUGAAAGUAGAGUCUGUCACUCAGACACUGUAUGAUGUUGCUUUACAGGCGUUUGUGACUAACGGCAGCAAAAGUGACACUGGUAGGUUGCAUGAGAACAAGCAUCAGGCCAUUGUAGGAUCAACUGUUCCAAAAUGAUCUGAUUUACUAUGCAUAAUGUCAAACAAUAUAUUACUGUGUCUGUUCUCCAGGGUUGAGGUCAAUUCCAUUUCAAUACAGUCAAUUCAGGAAGUGAACUGAAUUUAAAUGGAAUUGAUCCCAACCCUGUUUGUUCUCUGAACUCAAGUCUUUCUCUGUUCUUCCUACACAGACACUGUAUGCGCCGCUGACCUACCCACCACCACUGUGGCGCCCAACACGACCGUUACCACCACAGCUGCCCCCACUUCUACCCCUACCCCUACACUGCCCACACCCACUACUGGAAAUUACAGCAUUGCACCCGACUUCAACAGCACAGCCUGCUUAAUGGCCACCUUCGGCCUGCGGAUAGGCUACAAGCAAGGAGAUGUAUGUAUACACAUAGGAUAGCCAUUGUAAAGUAGGCCCUUUUUUUAAUGUUUCUUAUUUUAGCAUACAAUGGCCUGUUCAGUAGAAAAGGUUCAGACAUGUUUGUCACAGAGAACAUGACUUGUCUAUGAAGAUAGGUUGUUGUUGCUAGUAUGUUAAUGUUCUUGUUGUUUAUGAACCUGGUGUUUUCAGUUGAAUGCAUUCAGUUGUACAACUGACUAGGUAUCCCCCUUUCCCCUUUAUUAGAAAGUGGAGACCAUCAACCUGGUGCCCAAUGCGACUAAUGUGGGCGGGGCCUGUGGGGUCAACAGCAGCAACCUCAUACUGACAUCGAACACAAUCACCAUCAUGUUCACUUUCAGCAACGUAAGUCGACAAGGCCAAAAAUCUGCAACCAAGGCCGGUAUUAUCCUGGUUGUCUGCAUUUAGCUUGUAGACAGCUGGACUAAGGCGGUAGGGUGCAGCGUAAGGUCUGUUUGUCUCCUUCUGUUCAAAGUGUUUCAUUGCUCAUUACAGGACAGCAAGAUGUUCCACCUGCACGCUCUGAACAUCACAGUGAAACCAGCCACUGGUAGGCAACAUAGCACUACAAACCCUUUCAGAAAGCACUAGCGUAGAAAACCAUGUCCCUAUUUGGACAUUAGGAUAGGAUUGACUUCAUUGUCCCCCAGGGGAAAAUUGUCUUGGACUUAGUGCAGCUUUAUAAGAAAUAAACACUAUACAUUACAUACAUACACAGUACAUACAAUGCAUAUUAAAACCUCUCUCCACUCUUUCCUCACUCUGUGUUACGUCCAGGGGCGCCCGUCGUUGCAGCCAAUACCAACAUGUCCGUUUGGGUGGCGGCGGUAGGCAGCUCCUACAUGUGCAACAAGGAGCAGACCUUAAACGUCACCGACACGCUCACUCUCUACACGUUCGCGCUUCGCGUCCAGCCCUUUGGAGUCAAAAAAGGCGAAUUCGCUACAGGUAGGUGACUGAGAUGGUGAAUUGUCAUCAAUACCUUUGUGUUGUGUUAGCCGUAUGCUACAGCUUACUAGGGUUACUAGAGCCAAAUGCAGCGAAUAUGCUUGAAGCUGAGACGUAUGCAAUAAUAACAACUAUUGGCAUCAGUAGAAUAGGUUCUGUCCAGUUUGUUGAGAAACAGCUAAGUAUUUAGGGCAGCAGGUAGCCUAGCGGUUAAUAGCGUUGGGCCAGUAACCGAAAGGUCGCUGGUUCGAAUCCCCGAGCCAACUAGGUAAACACAAUCUGUCUGUGCCCUUGAGCAAGGCACUUAACCCUAAUUGCUCCUUUAAAUUGCUCUGGAUAAGAGCGACUGCUAAAUGACUAAAAUGUUCAAAUGUAUUUGAUACCAUGCCAUGUUUCUGCCCCUGCUUAAACUGAUUUAAAAACCAAAUGAGCAUGAGAAGAUGAGAUGUUCCAAGUCGUGCUCAUUGAUUCUCUCUCUCGUCUGCAGCCCAUGAAUGUUCACUGGAUGACACCAGCAUCUUAAUCCCAAUCAUUGUUGGUGCCGCCCUGGCCUGCUUGAUUCUCAUUGUAGUGAUUGCUUAUGUGAUUGGUCGAAGGAAGACCUAUGUGGGAUAUCAGACCCUUUAAAAAGCAAUCUCUGAUCAUGAAUCCAGAACACAGUUUGAUCCUUAUGUGUCGGGGUGGGGUUCCCAAAGCCUGAUCCUGGAUUGGCUGUGCCAUCUAUCCAUUAAUGACUGACUCACACAACUGGAAUAGUCAGACUAUAGUCUCCUUACUUCAGCCACUCUUAAGAGCUGCUUUUAGACUUGAGAUUAGGGUAGCUUCGUUUAGGUUUAGACUUGAGUAGCUUUGUUCAGGUAAAUCUGAAGACUCAAAACCGCUUUCCAGGACCAGGUUGGACCACCCCUGUUAUUUGUGUGUAAUUUCCCUAUUGUUUGAUUUGCUUUGGAUUUUUCCCCCCCUUCUCCCUUUUUGUUCCAAAGGAGCAGUGCAUGAUUCUCUGCCUCUGUAUUUACCAGUACUGUAUAGAAGACCUUAUUUAUUGUAAAAUCUCUGAAAGUGGUUGAAUCUUAUGACACUCCAUUUCCUUGCAUCACUUUCCAGAUGAUUCUUGUUCAGUGUAGGCUCUCUUUUUAUCAAGUAGUACAUUUUUAUAGAAACUCCAGUCAGAGUCCUUGUGCUACAGUUUGCACAUUUUCACGAGGAGUUGUGAAAAUUGGGGGGCCGUGCCGUUGUCACUAUGAAUCAUGCACUUGCUCCCUCCCCUCUUUUGUUUCGUUAUGUUCUUAUUGAAUGUUUGUGUACAUUUUAGUUCAACCUUUCUUUUGUGGUUUCAUUCAUCCUCACAAUUCAUUGUAUCAGCGCAAUAUUUCGACAAAUUUGAACAUUUAGAAUUUGCCUGGCAGCUCAAUCAGACGACAUUGAGUAGCUUUGUUGAUUUGUCUCAGGAACUCCUUACUAACUAACUAGGAUAAAGGUUUUCUGCUUUGCUCUCCUCUCUCCCCUUACGGAUCAUCCACUAGUCACAGUAGUUUGAAUCUGGAAAGGGAUGACUUUACGACAUGAAAUCUGUGUGGCCACUAAAAAACAGUGGUAUUAUUGGCAUAUAGUGCCUUCUCCAAGUUGGCAUUACCAAACAAGGGAUCUGUCCCUAUAUGUUCACACACGACACUAGUUGACAUAUGAUUGCCACUAAUGUCUGUUUGUCUCUGCAUUAUGUGUUAGCCCUUUGACUGACUGGCUCAUUUUGUGUAGUGUGAAAUCUACCUUGAAGUGUUAAAUUAACUCUGAAAAGUCCAUGAGGAUGUAAAAGAUGAACCUGAAAAGAAAGGUAAAACCAAACCCCUCUCCCGUCAUGACAUGUUGGCAUUAGGUUUCAAAAAGGGAUAGCUGUAGUUGACUUAUUUGCUGCCAUUCAAACGUAUUAUUCGCAGAUUGUGAUUAUUUUGUACAUAUAAAUGCACUAAAUCGUUGAGUAAGUUUGACGUAAAAUUAUUACACCCGUGUAUAGUAUAGCCAUUGCUGUUGCUCCCGAAAGCUGCCAGUUAGUAAGGGGAACUUGUAAACAUAGCUCGGGUAAAUUCCAUUUAGAAUCAAGUCAAUUUCAAUAAACUGAUUCUAAUUCCAAUUGUCCUCUCUGCUCUUCAGUGAGAAACAUUUGAAUGUGAAUUUUUGUUUACUUCUUGAAUUAAAUGGAAUUAACCCCAGUUGACCCCAUGUAAAUUGCACCUAUCGACAGAGAGUGGUAGUAAGGAUGAUUGUCCACAGGAUGUGUCUAUUUUUGUACUGUUAGGAUGGGUUACAAUAGGUAUUAUGUUUUAGUGCGGUGGUCAGAAUGAGACAUGAAUACAUUUGAUUGCCGCCUUUAAUUGCUGUUGAUUCAACCAAUUUUUCUUCAGAUUCUGUAUUAUGAGAAUGAUUUAGAUUUUUUUCCUUAUCAAAUAUUCUUUUGAGUCUUGCUUUACAGUCCAUGUGACGUGUCUUGGAAAAUGCACUGCUUUUGUACAAAUCCUGUUUGUUACUAUGAUUCUAAAAUUGAAUUUUCAGACACUGUAUUAAAUCAAUCCUAAAAUACCCUUUAGAAACUUAACAUUUACUACCCCCAAUUUUCAUUCACUUGACAUAAUGUUAUGAUUGUGACAAAUAUGUGCCUUACUCAAUGAAGCUUGUCCAUUUGCGAUUCAGUCAGGUUUGAUAUCUUUGCAUUUAAUGGAUUCUCCACUGGUCUAAAUGUCUCCUAGUUUAUGAAUUCAAAAUGCAGCAUGUUAAGAAAAGGAACAUCCCUAAUACAGGACAGGCCCAUCCUCCAAAUGUAAGAUAAAUUGUAUUUUCUUCCGUGUGGCUCCAAACAAAUGUUCAUUUUUGAAUUCAUUUUCAAUAGGCUUUUAGCUGCAAUAAAUGGGAAUGGAAAUUGUCCAUCAAAAAAAUGUUGUGGAACAUUUUUAAUAUUUUACAAUGAUAGAAAUAAAAGUGUUUAUUGGUCCCCCGGAAAUAUUAGUAAAUCACUCUUUGUUUUCCAAUUGUUCUUGACUGAGAAGCGUCUCAGUAUGACCAUGCAUUCACUAUUUUGAUGUUUUACCUUUCUUCCACCCUGCAACCUCCCUCAUGCCCACUUCCUUUACUGUCACCCAGCGGAGGAUUGCCGAGACGAUACGACAGAGAGCUGGGUCGUUCCUAUAGCCAUCGGGGUUGCUCUGACUGUGCUGGUCCUCAUUGUAUUGAUCGCCUAUUUCAUUGGGAGAAAGAGAAACCAGGGCUCUGGCUAUGAGCACUUCUAAAUGACCCCACUGGCUAUGCUGAGGUUGGAUCUUUGCUCAUCAGGAUACAUGUUGAUUUUAAUUUAACUACAAAUUGAUAUGCGCUGUGCAGAGUUAACCUUAUUGUGAAAUUCACCUGAAGGAAAUCUCUUUCUCAUGAAACAAUUAGUUGGAGAAGAUGUGUGCUGUGUUAAAGAAAUUGCUUGGCUCCGUUGAUAACAUUUGGCAUGUAACAGUUCUUGUAGAUAUAAUCAGAAUUGAUUGAUUAACGUCUCUUAUUCCUCACUUAUAACAUGGUUGACUAUAGAUGGCAGAUGAUGGCCAAAUAUUUUCGUAACUGCCCAUGCUCUGACAGAACCCC